AUGGCUCGCACUAAGCAAACUGCCCGCAAGUCAACUGGUGGCAAGGCCCCACGUAAGCAGCUCGCCUCCAAGGCCGCUCGCAAGUCUGCCCCGUCUACCGGUGGUGUCAAGAAGCCCCACAGGUACAAGCCUGGUACCGUCGCUCUCCGUGAGAUCCGUCGCUACCAGAAGUCGACUGAGCUCUUGAUCCGCAAGCUCCCCUUCCAGCGUCUCGUCCGCGAAAUCGCCCAGGACUUCAAGUCGGACCUACGGUUCCAGAGCUCCGCCAUCGGUGCGCUCCAGGAGUCUGUUGAGGCCUACCUCGUCUCCCUCUUCGAGGAUACCAACCUCUGCGCCAUCCACGCCAAGCGUGUCACCAUCCAGAGCAAGGACAUCCAGCUUGCCCGCCGCCUCCGCGGUGAGCGCUCUUAG
This is a messenger RNA of Coniosporium apollinis CBS 100218, 411 nucleotides long. Its product is annotated as histone H3. Gene Ontology annotation, molecular function: DNA binding; structural constituent of chromatin; protein heterodimerization activity. The record is from RefSeq and is a predicted model, not a curated record. The transcript is spliced from 3 exons. Gene Ontology annotation, biological process: rRNA transcription. Gene Ontology annotation, cellular component: nucleosome. Bases 1 to 411 code for a protein of 136 amino acids. Lineage: Eukaryota; Fungi; Ascomycota; Dothideomycetes.